Molecule: messenger RNA, 730 nt
Organism: Eriocheir sinensis (Chinese mitten crab)
Lineage: Eukaryota; Metazoa; Arthropoda; Malacostraca; Decapoda; Varunidae
Product: glutamate receptor ionotropic, kainate glr-3-like
Exons: 6
Coding region: 80-730 (216 amino acids)
Cellular component (GO): membrane
Molecular function (GO): glutamate-gated receptor activity
Source: RefSeq, a predicted model, not a curated record
GUGGCAGCCGUUUUCUAUCAUCCUCAACGACGCCCCGCCCUUCGAGGUGAUCGGCAGCGCUAAGGAAGUGGUGGACAUCAUGGCGGAGAAGCUUGGGUUUUGCUACACACUGGUCAGAGCUUCGGAUACGGACUGGGGCAUCGAACUCCCUGACGGAUCAUGGACCGGAUCCCUGGGCAUGCUGAACAGAGGGGAGGUGGACAUGUCAGCGUCCCUCUACACGGUGUCCCAGGCGAGGAGUCAAGCCGUGGCCUUCAGUUACCCGUUCACCGUCGACCAGUUCACCUUCGGCUACACGCGGCCCGUCCUGAGGAGCGACGAGACGGGGUUCCUCAAGCCGUUCUCCCUCCCGGUGUGGGCCCUUCAGGUGGCAACACUGGUGGUGGUGUUUGCGGCUACUUGCUUGAUUCAUCUCGGACACUCGAAGAUAAACACGUCGAGGUCAGUCUCUUUCUCUCCUCCACCUCCCAACCGUUUUGUAGUCUCUUAUAUCUUUGUUAUCCUUGUACCCUAUUCUCUUAGCUUCUUGUGGUCUCCUAAUAUCCGUAACCUCUCUAGUGGCAGCAGCGGCAGUCAAAGGGACGCCCAGCAGUCCAGCGUGUCACCACAGGAUGAGGGCCCCACGCACCUGCCCACAGCCCUGGGACGCCCCGGGAAGCUGGGUGGUGGUGGUGGUGGUGGUAGUGAGGCGGAGGACAAGGAAGUGGUGGCGGUAAUGAACCUCGCCUAA